Molecule: messenger RNA, 3754 nt
Organism: Pecten maximus
Lineage: Eukaryota; Metazoa; Mollusca; Bivalvia; Pectinida; Pectinidae
Product: fibropellin-1-like
Exons: 4
Coding region: 1-1929 (642 amino acids)
Biological process (GO): heterophilic cell-cell adhesion; establishment or maintenance of epithelial cell apical/basal polarity
Cellular component (GO): plasma membrane; protein-containing complex
Molecular function (GO): calcium ion binding
Source: RefSeq, a predicted model, not a curated record
AUGGGAAAUGUGAAGCCAAUGGAAAAAUGUUGUGUGACGUCAACUUCUACGGGUUAUUUUGUAAUGUGUCAUGCGUCUCUACAGGAAACAAACACGCCCCAUGGAAUAUGUGACCGCAACGGAAGUCUUGUUUGUACAACUGGCUACUUUGGUCCUGACUGUGACGUAUCAUGUUUCAACAGUACACACGGAACUUGUAAUCAUAACGGAACUUUUGUUUGUAAAACAGGUUUCUAUGGCCAGGACUGUGAUGUGUCUUGUACAAACACAACGCAUGGAGCAUGUAACGAGAACGGAACACUAAUUUGUAAAACGGAUUCAUAUGGUCCAAAUUGUAAUGUGCUUUGUGCAAACACAGAACACGGAAAAUGCAAUUUAAACGGAACUCUAGAAUGCGAAGAGCAUUAUGUUGGAACAGGGUGUGAAAUAUUCUGCAACAACACUUUGGGAGAUUUGUGUAGCUGCCCAAGUGGAUAUACUGGGGAAAGGUGUGAUGUUAAGCUUUCGGGAUGUUCUUCACAGCCUUGUCUGAACCGUGGCACCUGUACAGAAAUUGGAAUGACUUAUGAAUGCCAGUGCUCAAAUGAAUACAUUGGUACAAACUGUGAGAUAUUAAACAUAUGUGCUUAUUCCCCAUGUCGCCAUGGACAAUGCACUGCAACUUCCUCUGGCUUCCAUUGCAGAUGUAAGCAUGGUUGGACAGGAUUCACAUGUGAAACUGAUAUCAACGAAUGUCUCCAGUCUGUAUGUCCGUCUGGACAGACAUGUAUCAACAACUUCGGAAGUUAUACCUGCCUGUCUUGCGACAACACAACCUGCCAGAACAACGGGACAUGUAGUUUCAAAGACCAUGUUCCGGUCUGUGACUGUGGACGUGGUUGGACCGGAGCAGACUGUUCCAUUCCCGACUCCUGUAUUGACAACCCUUGCGGCCAUUACAGAGGAUGUGAAGCCUUUCUUGACGGGUAUUACUGUCACUAUAUGGACAAUGUCUGUAGCCUUGUGCCAUGUCAAAAUGGCGGAGUAUGUCGACAAGACGGCCACAUGUUUACUUGCAAAUGUCCCAUCGGGUAUGCUGGCAAAACUUGUGAAAUGGUAGAUCCUUGUAUAAGUCAGCCAUGCUUAAACGCUGCAACUUGUACUUAUGAUACGAACACUUUCGUAUGUACGUGCGCUCGAGGAUGGAUCGGACAUACUUGUAAUAUAAUUGACUAUUGCGCAUCGGGCCCUUGUAAUAAUAACUCCGUGUGUGUCAAUGGGAAUGGCAAUUACACAUGUGUCUGUCCAGUUGGAUGGAAGGGACAUAACUGUAUGACGAAGGACAUCUGCUUCGACAGUCCCUGCCAUAACGGAAGUACGUGCAUUGCUUCCGGCUCGACAUUCACGUGCGUAUGUCCACCAGAAAUAAAGAGAGAAAUGUGUAACAGUACGAGGGACAAAUGUGAUCCGUCGCCUUGCUUUAACAACGCUCUUUGUGAGACAGUUGGUGAGGCUGCCGUCUGCUACUGUCUCGGGGGCUGGGAUGGUAAUUUCUGUGAGAACGAUAUCAAUGAAUGUGAAACGAGUCCAUGUCCUAAACCGCUCUCCUGCGAUAAUUACCCUGGAGGCUUUAGAUGCAUGGAUCACGUGUUCAGACGAGAUGUACGACAAACCCCGAGAUUACGACCAAUCAGGACAACACAAUCACUAGGUAGAACACAAUUACACAUCCCCUCUUUGGUUACGAAGGAAAACGUGUUCAUGAUUACACAACACAUACGGAAUGGCAUCACCGUGCGUCUCUGUGUGACAAAGCCAUCGUUCAUACAUCUUCUCGGAUUCAGUUCUAAUUCUAGUUUCGGUAAUUCAACUAUUGAGAUACGGGUACUUUGCGGUGAUGACGUCAUUGACAAGGAAACAGUCUUACAUGCGUUACAGGAUUUUAUUUGAAAACGAAGAUGCUAAUGGCAUUGCAUCAUUAGGGACAUGUUCUGUUUUUUUAUUGUUGUCAAGUGUUGAAAACUAUUUUAGCUUCAUCAAUGAAUUAAGAUACAUUCUAAUAUGAAUUAAUCAAUUGAAUGAAAGAUGAUCUGAAAAUAGGUUUGAGGGUAUUUACCAUGGAAGGGUAUGUAUUUAUGCCUUUAUGAACUAGGAUAGGGUAUUUAGUAAGUCAUAGGAAGGGGUGACGGUCUCAAAGACGUUGAAAUGAAGUCACGAGACUUCCGGAUUUUUUUGACGUAGAUUAUUGACACUCCGAUAGAAAACCUAAAUAUUGAUAACAUUAUAUAGGUUUUAAUUGGUACUGGUCCAUGUAUUUUGUUAUGAAUAUAAUAAUCUGUCAACUUAGAAAUGACGACAGCGGUUUGAACACUGACCGUUCACUUUACAAUUUAAAAGAUUCUCCAACAGUUAGGAACUGCUGGAUUAUUUGUUAAUCCUCUACUAUUCAACCACCUACGAUUGAUACUAAGAAAACAGCUGAUUAAUUAAAAAAAUGAUCCAUGGCAACAAUAAUAUAAACAUAUUACUCACGAAAGUCAUAUAUGCGAUGAGGAUUUUUUCAUGUUCUCCUGUAUUCUCCCUACAUGCUUAUCAUCGUACAUUAUAUUGACACUGAACAAUUUUAACUUUUGUUUAUCUGGUCUGGUUCGGAAUAGUGACAAACUGUAUUUGUUGUUGAUAAGUUUGUUUGAUAAUUUCAAUGACUGUAUCACACCGGAAUCAUAAGAAGACAAGUAUACGCUUUGCCUGAUUCAUUAUGCUUUUAUUGUUUUACUCAUACAUUUACUUAUUGUGAAAUUACAAGAUUUCAGAAUAAAAUGACAUUUUUUGAGUUCCUGUUAUAAACGGAUAUCCUUUGACUUGUAAAGUGUUAUUCUUCAACAGAAUUACAAUGUGAAAUGAGCAAUUUUGUGAACUUUCUACAGUAACAGACUAUUUCUCUGAUACUAUGUUCAGUGAGAUGUUUAGGUAAAUUCACCUCCUUUCUAUUGUGUUACAUGUGUUUAUAUCCAGUUUGAUUAUCCUGUGCUCCCUUCUUCUAGAUUUCCCAACUUUUGGGCACUGCCAUCGCUGAACAUUUCUUUAAAAGGAUCACAUACAUGCAUACUGCAGCGGAAACUGUACAUGUGUUUAUAAUCAUUUAUAAUCCUUAAAAUAAGAUUAGGUUAUGAACGUCCAUAAGAUGGACUUCUGUUAUUAUACAAAAAAGAAAAAAAAUGAUUAAAAAUGAUUUGAAUUGAUAGCUUAGCGUUUGUAUUGAAACUUGUGUGUGCAAAUCACAUUAUUUUGUGUUUUUCUUCGUCCAUGUUUCAUAAUCAUCAUUGAAAACUUAAUUCUACUGAAAUGUAUGAUAUACUAAUCUUCAUAACAUUGCUGUAUUUAAAUACUGUAAUACCAUUUACUUCAUUUUCACUCAUUCCUGUUAAGAGUACAAACAUGACAAAAUAUUUAAAUGCAUGUCCAUUUGAUUUUCAAACUAAGAUAAUGAAAAGGAUAAUAACUAUCUCUCUUUCUUAUGAAACAUAUUAAAUGGAAGAAUGUGUAAAAAUGUCUCAAUCCAUAUCCGAUGAUUCGAACACGAAGAUAACAAAGAAACAUAGACGAUUAUCUCUCUUUCAUAGUCAACUUGAUAAGUAGUAACUGUUAUUAUAUAUAGAUGUGUUUUUGAUGUCUAACCCACUGUGUCCUGUCUUUGGUUCAAUUCUAUUUUGUGUAAGUGUGUCUAUUUCUCGUCAUAUGCUAUCGUAUAACACAAUAUAAACGUAAAUAAAAU